Molecule: messenger RNA, 3212 nt
Organism: Lotus japonicus
Lineage: Eukaryota; Viridiplantae; Streptophyta; Magnoliopsida; Fabales; Fabaceae
Product: phosphatidylinositol 4-phosphate 5-kinase 6-like
Exons: 7
Coding region: 472-2745 (757 amino acids)
Biological process (GO): phosphatidylinositol metabolic process
Molecular function (GO): 1-phosphatidylinositol-4-phosphate 5-kinase activity; ATP binding
Source: RefSeq, a predicted model, not a curated record
GAAAGAGAAAAAAUAAAUUAAACACAAAAUAAAAUAAAAAAUAAAACAGAGAAAAUAAAAAUUUGCAAAAAAACAACAAAGGAAAGAAAAACCAUUCAUUGGCUCCAAACCAACGUUUUGGUUUCCUCGUCAAAACAACAACCCCAUUGUUUCUUCCAAAAUCUGAAAACAACCCAUUUUACACAACAUCAUUUGGAGGAAACCUGAAGAAUUUUUUGGGGUCUUGGGUUUGGUUUCACAUUUUCAUUCUCUCCAUUGUUGUCUUUCAUUUUUUGGUUCAUUUGGGGUGGUUUCAUCUUCUGGGUUUGGUGCAGAAAUGGUUUCUGCAUUUCUCCUUCCAUUGCAGAUUGUUAUUCAGUGAGAGAGAUAGAGAGACAUUUUUGGUUUGGGGUGGUGUUGAUGGAUGAAGGUGAAUGAAAUAUAGGGAAGGGUGGUGGAAGGUUGAAAAUCAAAGUGGAGACCUUCAAGAGAAUGAGCAGAGAGCUGAAUGGCAUUGUAAAGGCCUGGGAAGCAACAGUUCGAAAAUCAGCUGGUGGAAAGAAAAGGGCAAACAGCAUCUUCACACCAAUGUCUGUGGCCCAUGUAGAUGAUGAUGAGUCAAGAGAGGUGUGCCAGGUUGAGAAGCUUCUCCCCAAUGGUGACUUCUACACAGGACAAUGGCUUGACAAAAACCCUCAUGGCCAAGGUAAAUAUCUCUGGACAGAUGGGUGUAUGUAUGUUGGUGAAUGGAGCAGAGGUAGCACCACAGGGAAAGGUAGGUUUAGCUGGCCUAGUGGUGCUACCUAUGAAGGUGAAUUCAAAUGUGGGUUUAUGGAUGGUAAAGGUACUUACAUUGGUUCCUCUGGGGAUACUUAUAAAGGUUCUUGGGUGAUGAAUUUGAAGCAUGGCCAUGGUGCUGAGAGUUAUCCUAAUGGGGAUUUCUAUGAUGGGGAGUGGAGGAAAGGGUUGCAGAAUGGGCAUGGGAGGUAUCAAUGGAAGAAUGGGAACCAUUACAUUGGGAAGUGGAAGAGUGGGUUGUUUAGUGGGAAUGGGACAAUGAUGUGGCACAAUGGGAAUAGAUAUGAUGGGUGUUGGGAAGAUGGGUUUCCUAAAGGGAAUGGCACAUUCAGGUGGGGUGAUGGGAGUUUCUAUGUUGGGGUUUGGAGUAAAGACCCAAGGGAGCAGAGUGGGACUUAUUACCCUUCUGGUGCUUCUGAUAGCCAUCUUGAAUGGGAUCCUCAGGAGGUGUUCUCUGUGGAGUUGAGUGAUUGCAAGAUUUGUCCUUGUGAGGAAGUUCCAAUUUACCCUUCACAGAAGACAUUGGAUGUCCCUGGGUUAGCUGGGUUAGAGGCAGAUAUUAACUCAGUGAAGGGAACUAAUGGUAGUGAGAGGCCUAGAUGGUCCUCAGUGGAUGGAAGGCUUAGUAAUUAUGGCUCUGAAGAUGGGUCUUGUACUUUGGAUGGAGGUAGGAAAUCCGGAUUUGAUGAGUUGGGGGGUAAUAAUUCCUUUCCAAGAUCGCGCAAAUCGCCGCACUUGAGAAUUAAGGCUCCUAAGAGACAGGGAGAUACCAUAUCGAAAGGGCAUAAGAACUAUGAGCUCAUGCUGAAUUUGCAACUAGGUAUCAGACAUUCUGUUGGAAGACCUGCUCCAAGUGCAUCUCUUGAUUUGAAGCCUUCUGCAUUUGAUCCCAAAGAAAAAGUGUGGACUAAAUUUCCACCAGAAGGAUCCAAGCACACGCCUCCUCACCCGUCUUGUGAAUUUAGAUGGAAAGACUACUGCCCGGUAGUAUUCAGGGCUCUUAGAAAAUUGUUCAAAGUUGAUCCUGCUGAUUACAUGAUAUCAAUAUGUGGGAAUGAUGCCCUUCGGGAGCUCUCGUCCCCUGGGAAAAGUGGAAGCUUCUUCUACUUGACCAAUGAUGAUCGAUACAUGAUAAAGACCAUGAAAAAAGCAGAAGUAAAAGUUUUUCUAAGAAUGCUUCCUGCUUAUUAUAAACACGUUCGGGCUUUUGAGAACACUCUAGUCACCAAGUUCUUUGGCCUCCAUUGUGUGAGGCUAACUGGAACUGCACAGAAGAAGGUUCGCUUUGUCAUCAUGGGAAACCUCUUUUGCUCUCAAUACGCCAUCCACAGACGCUUUGACUUAAAAGGUUCAACCUUUGGUCGCAAUACUGAUAAACCUGAGGACGAAAUAGAGCCAACAACAACACUUAAGGACCUUGACCUGAAUUUCAUAUUCCGGUUGCAGAAGUCUUGGUUCCAAGAAUUCUGCAGGCAAGUGGAUAGGGACUGUGACUUUCUCGAACAGGAGAGGAUUAUGGAUUAUAGCAUGUUGGUGGGUCUUCACUUUAAAGAAACAUCACCUAGUGGAUCUGUUACACCUUCCGGUCGCUAUUCAGGAGCUUGCACCCCAUCUGGCUUUGAUGAUGGCCGUCCUCGUCUUUCUGGGGUCGAUGCAGAUCACCUCAUUGUAGAUCCUAGUCGUUGGAUUCAAUUAGGUGUCAACAUGCCGGCACGAGCUGAAAUGACUGUAAGAAAAGGUAACAAUGACACUCCUCAACUAGUGGGAGAACCAACCGGGGAGUUGUAUGAGCUUAUCAUCUUUUUUGGCAUCAUAGACAUAUUACAAGACUAUGACAUUAGUAAAAAGCUUGAGCAUGCUUACAAAUCAAUGCAGUAUGAUCCAACCUCAAUCUCUGCUGUUGAUCCAAGGCUAUACUCAAAACGCUUUCGCGAUUUCAUCUUCAGAGUUUUUGUAGAGGACACUUAAGGAUAAACCAGUGUCAUAGUUUUGAUGCUAAAUAUUCAGCUUGCAGCCGGCAGCGACCCAUGUAAAUGACAAGAGUUCUAACCAACAUAUUGACACACUCAUACCUAGGUUGGCUGCCAACACACUAAUUGGGGGUCUAUACUGUGAAAGACAAGGGAGGAUACACAUUUUCUAAAGUUUGUUUAUUGUUCUGGCUAUCAUCCUCCACCUCCCCCUUUCACUUGGGGAAUUUUAAUUUAUUUAUAGUCACAACAACAAAUGUAUGUUGUAGUGUAGAUGAUCAAUGUUGUUCAGAGUUAAUCAAAGCCUUUUCCAAUUGUAAAUGAAUGAACAAAAGGGAGAGAACAACAUUGAAAAGAAAUUAUUCUUUGUUAACAUUUUUGUCCCCCAAAUGAGGACCCUUGGAUUUUGGACCAAAUUACAAUACAGAUGAACAAGUGAUUUUACCUGCCACAGCAGGUUUUGAC